Oncorhynchus kisutch (coho salmon) is the source of this 1927-nucleotide messenger RNA. RefSeq lists its product as uncharacterized. The coding region runs from base 135 to 545 and encodes 136 amino acids. Gene Ontology annotation, biological process: T cell mediated cytotoxicity; immunological synapse formation; defense response to virus. The transcript has 4 exons. Gene Ontology annotation, cellular component: membrane. NCBI's taxonomy places the organism in Eukaryota, Metazoa, Chordata, Actinopteri, Salmoniformes, Salmonidae. The record is from RefSeq and is a predicted model, not a curated record. Gene Ontology annotation, molecular function: wide pore channel activity.
UACAUACCACCUGUGGGUCAUCAUACCACCUGGGGGGGCUGAGAUCUUUAUAAACAGCUCAAUGGCACAGUAAGGACCAUCAGCAGUUGGGUGACUAGAGAAGACAGACGUCCAGCUCGACUAUCCAGUGUACCAUGGCCUCUCUCUCUCUGUACCUGGGACUGCUGGUGCUAUGCACCCUGGCUCUUGUACACUGUGACCUGAAUGGCGGCCCCGUCAGAGUGUAUGAUAUUCAUGCCUCCAACCUGAAACGAUGGCUAUUCAUAAAACCAAGCCCUUACGUCAAGGUGUGGUGCGGUUCGUCCUUUCAUGGCAAGAGCAACACUCUGGAGAAACAGGAAAACCCUGUCUGGCCUGGCGAGUUCAACUUUGCUAACAUCCUUCCCAACGCUGUCCUGACAGUGGAGGUGUGGGAUGAUGUCAUCGGACUAGAUCACCACAUGGGAACCUGCAAAAUCACCAUCCGCCCGGGAACACACAGUGAGAUCUGCCAGCUGAAGAGAGGCACCGUCUACUACUCCUACAGCUAUGGCUACAGUCACUAGAUGGAACAGUUUGAUGAUUAGAUUGUAACCUAUGACCUUUGUCACCCUUUCACUCAUGUAUUAAUUUCCUUAUAGCAUAAAAAAAACGUGCUUCAUAGCAAGAUGUUCUCAGUCAGUCUUAAUCAUGUUUCUGAAUUGUUUUAUUUCUCAGAAGAUGCCUUAGAAGAUGGUACACAGCAUAUUAAAAUAGUUAAUCACUAUUUCUACUAGAUUUGAGAUCUUAUGUCAAAACCUUUAACCAUUCGACAUUUACCUUUUACAGUGUCACGACAUCACAACUCUCUCUCUUCACUGCCAUGGAGUGGAGAGAGAGAGACCGUGGAGAACAAAGACAUUAUUCUUCCCAAAACUCCUGUUUGCGACAUUCAGAAUAUAACUGAUGAGGUGAUAAUACAUUAAAAAGUGACUGUAAUCGAUAAGAUAUGAAAAUAUCUGAAGAGUUAAUUCGGGAAAAAGAGACACUUAAAAUAUUUUCCCGUGGUGCCCCGACUUCCUAGUUAAUUAAAGUUACAUGAUAAGUUUAAUCGCGUAAUAAAAUUACACAUAGAGAAUUGAUUUUAUAAUAUACAGUCUUCACAUUUAAUGAUAAUCAACGACACAACAGUAAACAAUUAUCGUGCUUAAACCUGAGUGUAAUAUACCUUUGUUAUUCUAUGGUUUGGUCUUCUUUCAUAAUCAGCAUUUAAGAUAAAUACAACAUUUCCCCAUGGUGGUAAUUAAGUCCUUAUGUUAUGUUAUGUUGAUCCAACCUGGGAUGACAUGGUGGAAGCUAAGCUGCAGUAUCACCAUCAACAUGGGAACCCACAACAUCAGGGAACCCUCUGUUAUACUUACAGUUACAUAUGACCCCCCCCCCCCCCCCCAUGUGGAAAUGAACUGAAUGAUAAUUCAUAAUGGUAUAUUAUCAACAACCACAAAAAUAUGACUGUAUCACACCAGAUGGGGGCGCUGUUGUAUAGAGAACUGCUGGCGUGUAUUCCUAAAGCUUCUCAGAGUAGGACUGCUGAGAUAUGUCGCCAGUGAUGCAUUUCAGACAGUGGUGUAAAAAAAGUUAGUACAACUUAAGUCAUUUUUUGAGCAUCUGUAUUGUACUUUACUUUUCAUAUUUUUGAAUUCACUUCACUACAUUCCUAAAGAAUUUGUUUUACUCCAUACAUUUUCCCUGACACCCCAAAGUACUGAUUAAAUGUUGAAAGCUUAGCAGCACAGGGAAAUUGUCAAAUUCACACACUUAUCAAGAGAACAUAUCCCCACUGCCUCUGCUCUGGCGAACUCACUAAAGACAAAUGCUUUAUUUGUAAAUGAUGUCUGAGUUUUGGAGUGUGUCCCUGGCUAUCCCAAAAAUAAAAAUAAAUAAAAAUUGUGCCUUCUGGUUGGCUUGA